CUUGUGUAGCUAGGUACCUAGCAAUGGUACAGGGUUGGUUGAUCUAGAGUAUGGAGUAGGGAAGCUGUCACUUCGCGUAGACAGAAAAAGAAAAAAAAAAUCGUCGAGAUUUCACGCGAGCGACGGAUCGGAUAGGUGGGAUCCACUAGCUAGAGCUAUCGAAUUUCACAGUCAUGGGUCUUGACUUCAGGGGCUUUUUCUUUACUAGAACUAGAAAUUAGCAGAGAGGUGGGAGUCGAGAGAGUAAUGCAGGUUAAAAUAUUACCAAAACUCAAAUCAAGCCUCUGUUUUCUACGAUAUUUAAUAGCAACGUGUUGAUUGUCCCACAGCACUUGUGAGCCUCCCGUUGCGUCCACCCGCCGGCCCCUUUCCUCCUUGUGCCCGCCUUCCUCCCUGCACACAUCUGCGACGUUGCGCUUUGGGACAACACCACCUGCAACAAAUGCCGUUGCUCAUGGAUGGGCUGGCUUAUGCCGGAGCUAUCUGGUCGCCUAUCGUCUUUUGUGUCCAGGGCAUUGGUUUAUAUCAACUCUUUCGCUCCUACUCGCGUCCUCCGCCGCCACCGAUAUCGCCUUCACUCGCAUCUCAGGAUGUACCGCACGUAACCGUAAUCCGUCCAGUCAAAGGCCUCGAGCCCCGCCUUUACGAAUGCCUGAUCUCGACCCUCCAGCAAGCAUAUCCAAGAGACAAACUGAGCAUGAGCCUUUGCGUCUCAUCCAAAGAUGACUCAGCCUACCCUUUACUAAAGAGGGUCGUCGCCGAGUACAGCGCCACACAUGACGUCCGUCUCUUUGUCGAAACUGAGGAUCCGUUGCUCUACGGCACCACUGGUAACAUACGUAACCUUGGCCCCAACCCCAAGAUCCGCAACAUCAGUCACGCCUACCGAGAGGCCAAAGGCGACAUAAUUUGGAUCAUUGACUGCAACAUAUGGGUGUCUAAAGGCACGACUGGCCGGAUGGUUGACAAGCUGUGUGGCUUCUCUACCGGCUCCAGGCCCUACAAAUUCGUUCACCAGCUUCCCCUGUCUGUGGACGUCACUCCACCCCAAGACUCCCAAGUCUGGCAAACCGGCGGCGGCAGACUUGAUGAGAUGUUCAUGGCAACUACGCACGGCAAAUUCUACAGCGCAAUCAACACCGUUGGCGUCGCACCCUGCAUCUGCGGCAAGAGCAACAUGUUUCGCAAAUCCCAUCUCGACCGCCUCACCGACCCGGCACACAACCCUAUACUGUCCAAAGAAACGGUGUCCCGCCCCCGCGGUAUAGACUACUUCUCGGAAUACAUCUGCGAGGACCAUCGGAUUGGAGAUUUGCUUUGGCGUUCGGACGUGCCUGGCCACGGCAACCACGGUCUAGUAUUUGGCGACCUGGCUUUGCAGCCCAUGAUGAACAACUCAGUCGGCUCAUACAUUGCCCGCCGGAUAAGGUGGCUUCGCGUGCGCAAGUGGACAGUCCUACUGGCAACCCUGGUUGAGCCUGGCGUUGAGUCCAUGGUUUGCUGUAUGGCAUUCGCCCACGCUCUGACCACCACGCCGUGGUGUCCCAACCCCGCCAACUGGCCCAUCCCGCAUACCUGGACUGCCCUGUGGUCCAUCUGGUUGGCUACAAUCGCCGUCUGGGCCACAAUUGACUAUGUGGUGCACCGUUUUCUCCACUCCUGCCGCAGCAUCGAGAAGGAUGCAGACACGCCUGACUUUGCGCAAGGCAACGAGCUCACAAACCGACCCUUUGGCGCCUGGGUUUUGACAUGGGUUGGACGUGAAGUUCUGGCACUGCCUAUUUGGACCAGGGCUGUUUUACUGGGCACGACAGUCACAUGGAGAGGCACCAAAUUCAAGGUAAGGCCAGACCAAAGUGCGGUGGAUAUCUCAAGUCCAGGAACCAACCCGAACGGUAAUGGGUCGACGAAUAAAAAGUUGAGCUGAGGUAAUUCUACCUUGGGGUUGGUUUACAGACAUGAAAGGCAUGCUAGCAGGUAACUACUAGGUCUAGCCCGUUAGACAAACUAUAGAAUCCCAUAUUAUUUAUUAGAUAUAUGUUGUAAUACUGAAUAAUCAAAUCAUUACCACGG
Messenger RNA from Pyricularia grisea, 2073 nucleotides. RefSeq lists its product as uncharacterized. The coding region runs from base 443 to 1927 and encodes 494 amino acids. Gene Ontology annotation, biological process: glucosylceramide biosynthetic process. NCBI's taxonomy places the organism in Eukaryota, Fungi, Ascomycota, Sordariomycetes, Magnaporthales, Pyriculariaceae. Gene Ontology annotation, molecular function: ceramide glucosyltransferase activity. Gene Ontology annotation, cellular component: membrane. The transcript has 2 exons. The record is from RefSeq and is a predicted model, not a curated record.